AUGCCCGCCGCCACAGACCCUGUUUCGCGCUCGCCUUCGCCCACACUUGCCCCGCCCAUCGCCGACACGCCAGGGCCACGCGCGCAAGGUCUGAUCAAUGUCUUUAACCAGGCCUCGAAGGCGACGCUGGACAAAUGCUCUUCCAAUAACUUCGCGUCAUGCUUUCCUACAGCAGCGCAAUACAGUCCAGAGGUGCUAGACAAUUUGAGAGGGCAGAUCGUUGAUCAAUUGGACCGGACAUGGAAGACCAACUUCGAGGAUAUCAUGGAAAGGCGAAACGUUGUCAGGCUACUCAACUCUCUAGAUCAGUGCAUAGAGGAUGCGAAGCUCAGGAAGAAGCGCGCUGAGGCAAGCGCCAAUGGCGGACCUGUGGAGGCGCCUGUGCCACCCCACACUCUCACACCGUCCGAGAUUCACCUCGCUCACCUGAUGCCCUUCCUGGAAAAACAAGUAACCGAUAUGACCGCCAAGCUGGCUGACACACAGCAGUCGAAUACCGAGCUGCUUUCGACCGUCACCGCACAGCGUGCAGAGAUCGAAGCGCUAGUACGAGGAUUGGAGAAUGUCGUUCAAGAUUUGGAGGUCAGCGCGCAAAUGAUGGCUCAGGAUGAUGUCCAAGGGUUGAGCAAGGAAAUCAAGGACUAUGAGACGGAGAUGAGGACUUGA
Molecule: messenger RNA, 666 nt
Organism: Cucurbitaria berberidis CBS 394.84
Lineage: Eukaryota; Fungi; Ascomycota; Dothideomycetes; Pleosporales; Cucurbitariaceae
Product: Nnf1-domain-containing protein
Exons: 2
Coding region: 1-666 (221 amino acids)
Biological process (GO): chromosome segregation
Cellular component (GO): MIS12/MIND type complex
Source: RefSeq, a predicted model, not a curated record